UUCUUCGUGAUGGAGUUCGUCAAGGGCGGCGAGAUCUUCAGCAAGGUGGCCAAGGGCCACCUCAAGGAGGAGGUGGCGCGGAAGUACUUCCAGCAGCUGAUCUCCGCGGUGGCGUUCUGCCACGCCCGCGGCGUCUACCACCGCGAUUUGAAGCCGGAGAACAUCCUCCUCGAUGAGGACGGCAACCUCAAGGUCUCCGACUUCGGAUUGAGCGCGAUUCCUGAGCAGAUUAAGCAGGACGGGCUGUUCCACACUUUCUGCGGCACGCCGGCCUAUGUGGCCCCGGAGGUUCUGUCGAUGAAAGGGUACGACGCCGCCAAGGUCGAGAAACUAUUUGGGCGGGGGGAUGGAGGAGCGGUGGACCUGCUUCUCCCAGGGGGCGCCGCUGCCGUAGAAGGCGGAGGAAUGGAGGUGGUGGUGGUGGUGGUGGUCGGAGGAGGAAUGGAGGUGGUGGUGGGACCCACUACAAAAUAAAAGAAAAAAAUAAAAAAAAUUCAAGGAAACGGUGUUAGACGUCCGUUUUCUUCGUGGGUUAAGUUGCAUAUUUUUUAUGUACUAUAGGGGAGGUAUUUGCACCAAAGUCGAGUGUGGGGGGCUAAACGCUCUAGGGGGGUCUACUUUAGGGACUAA
This is a messenger RNA of Salvia miltiorrhiza (redroot sage), 630 nucleotides long. Its product is annotated as CBL-interacting serine/threonine-protein kinase 12-like. Gene Ontology annotation, molecular function: ATP binding; protein kinase activity. The transcript has a single exon. The coding region runs from base 10 to 474 and encodes 154 amino acids. The record is from RefSeq and is a predicted model, not a curated record. Gene Ontology annotation, biological process: protein phosphorylation. Lineage: Eukaryota; Viridiplantae; Streptophyta; Magnoliopsida; Lamiales; Lamiaceae.